Messenger RNA from Funneliformis caledonium, 966 nucleotides. Lineage: Eukaryota; Fungi; Glomeromycota; Glomeromycetes; Glomerales; Glomeraceae. The record is from the annotation of a GenBank genome assembly.
AUGAAGAAAAUUGUUCAUAACAAAGACAUUUUUACAAACUUUACUGAAGCUACAAGUCAACAACAACCUGCUUCAACUCCAUGGACUCAGGAAAAAGAAGAAUUUCUUUUAGAACCUUAUAAUUACUUGUUAGCUCAUCCUGGUAAAGAAAUUAGAAGCAAAUUGAUCGAUGCCUUUGAUCAUUGGCUUAAAGUUCCUAAAGAUAAAUUGACAAUUAUAAGCAAGGUUGUCGAAAUGUUACAUACCGCCAGUUUAUUGAUUGAUGAUGUAGAAGACGAUUCAAAGUUACGCCGGGGUGUUCCAGUUGCACACUCUAUUUAUGGGAUACCUGCCACAAUUAAUUGCGCGAAUUAUGUAUAUUUUCUUGGAUUAAACGAACUAACAAAGCUCAAUGAUGUAAAUAUGUUUAAUAUUUAUACAGAGGAAUUGUUAAGGCUUCAUCGUGGGCAAGGUCUGGAACUCUAUUGGAGAGAUAAUUUGAUUUGUCCUUCUGAAAAAGAGUUCAUCGAAAUGGUUUCAAACAAAACUGGUGGUUUACUACGUUUGGGCGUAAAAUUAAUGCAAGCGGCGAGUGAAUCUAAAAUCGAUUAUGUUCCACUUGUUAAUCUGAUUGGAAUUCAUUUCCAAAUACGUGAUGAUUACAUGAACUUACAAUCGGAUAAGUAUGCAGAUAAUAAAGGUUUUUGUGAAGAUUUAACGGAAGGAAAAUUCUCUUUUCCAAUCAUACAUUCCAUUCAUAAUGAUCUCAAUAAUAAUAGAAAACUAAUAAAUAUUUUAAAACAACAUACGACUUCUAUUGAAUUAAAGCAAUUUGCAGUGAAAAUUAUGGAAAAAUCCGGUUCUUUUGAUUAUACUAAAAAUUAUUUAUCCAAAACAGAAAAGAAAUCUAGAGAUGAGAUACAAAGGUUAGGCGGAAAUCCGAUGUUGGAACAGCUUAUGGACUUUUUGAGUACUCGAGAAUUAUAA